GUAGCGUUUGCAGGAAGCAACUGCAAAGCAGUCGUAAGUCACGUGAUCGUAACAGUGUGCUGAAGACAUGGCGGACAAAGAGGAGACUGAGAAGACCAUCGCCGAAGACUUGGUUGUCACCAAGUAUAAAAUGGCCGGCGAGAUCGUAAAUCGAGUAUUGAAGCAAGUUUUAGAUAAAUGUGUUGUUGGAGCAUCGGUAAGAGAAAUUUGUGAAUAUGGAGACAAAUUAUUACUCGAAGAAACCAGCAAGGUUUUUAAGAAAGAAAAAGAAUUGAAGAAGGGAAUUGCAUUUCCUACAUGCAUAUCUGUUAAUAAUUGUAUUUGUCACUUUUCACCAAUUGCAAGCGAACCAGAUCUUAUACUUAAAGAUGAGGAUAUGGUAAAAGUAGAUCUUGGGGCACAUAUUGAUGGCUUUAUAGCUGUUGUGGCACACACUAUUGUUAUGGGUUCGUCAUCGACAAGAAAAGUUACUGGUAGAAAAGCAGACGUAGUGUUAGCUGCACAUUAUGCAUCUCAAGCUGCGUUAAGGCUUUUAAAGCCUGGUACAGAGACCUAUACAAUAACAGGAACAGUUGAAAAGAUUUGUGAAGCAUAUAAAUGUAAACCAAUUGAAGGAAUGCUCAGUCAUCAAUUAAAACAAUUUAAAAUAGACGGAGAAAAAACUAUAAUUCAAAAUCCCAAUGAUGCACAGAAAAAGGAACAUGAAAAGUAUACUCUUGAAACUCACGAGGUAUAUGCUAUGGAUGUCUUGGUUAGUACUGGUGAAGGGGUAGGCCGAGAACAGGACACUCGGGUUACUAUAUUCAAGAAAACAGAGGAAACAUAUCAGCUAAAAUUGAAAGCAUCGCGCAUGUUUUACUCUGAAGUCACUCACAAACAUGGACUUAUGCCAUUUAAUUUACGUACUUUCGAAGAUGAAAAGAAAGCAAAAAUGGCGGUUGUGGAAUGUGUAAAUCAUAGGUUGAUCGAACCAUUCCAAGUACUGUACGAAAAGCCAAAUGAGUUUGCUGCACAGUUUAAAUUUACGGUACUAUUAAUGCCUAAUGGGCCACAUAAAAUAACAGGAAUUCCCUUUGAUCUUGAUGUGUAUCAAUCUGAUUGUGUUGUUGAAGAUCCCGAAUUAAAAACUCUUUUGUAUACUUCCGCAAAUCCGAAGUCUGCAAAGAAGAAGAAAAAGAAGGCUGAAAAAGCUGUAGGUGAAGUAGCAAUGGAAGUUGAUGCCAAGGCCUAACACGACCGUUUUAGUGUUCAUCAUGACAUUAAUAACAUCGUGCACUUUACGUUAUCUUUUAUUCAGUAGCUUCAGAGCAGAAAUUAGACACUUUUCAACAUCACCUUAUCUUAAUAUUUUUCCUUUUAUCGGAAUACUUCACUGAUAAAUCGUAAUUCGUCAUAUUGUUAUCUCCUAGCUACAUCUACUUUGAUGAUUUUUUAAUGAUAUAACUGGAUCCACAUUAAGUCAAAAAGUGUCAGAUUCUGCCCUGAAAGAAUCGGACUUUACGACACUUAUUAACGCUGCGCCAUUUAUUGGAACUUACGUUUUUAUACUGACGUAUCUUUUAACGGACCAUGGUAUUAUU
This is a messenger RNA of Osmia bicornis bicornis, 1580 nucleotides long. RefSeq names its product proliferation-associated protein 2G4. NCBI's taxonomy places the organism in Eukaryota, Metazoa, Arthropoda, Insecta, Hymenoptera, Megachilidae. The transcript has 7 exons. The record is from RefSeq and is a predicted model, not a curated record. The coding region runs from base 68 to 1231 and encodes 387 amino acids.